Pecten maximus is the source of this 10882-nucleotide messenger RNA. RefSeq names its product proto-oncogene tyrosine-protein kinase ROS-like. Gene Ontology annotation, molecular function: ATP binding; transmembrane receptor protein tyrosine kinase activity; protein binding. The transcript has 25 exons. Bases 50 to 5302 code for a protein of 1750 amino acids. Gene Ontology annotation, cellular component: signaling receptor complex; membrane. Lineage: Eukaryota; Metazoa; Mollusca; Bivalvia; Pectinida; Pectinidae. The record is from RefSeq and is a predicted model, not a curated record. Gene Ontology annotation, biological process: positive regulation of kinase activity; multicellular organism development; protein phosphorylation.
CGUACUGCACUACUACUCACACAGACUGUUCUGGAAGGACAGUGACAAUAUGAUGGUGGUAGGAGAUAUGCAGUGUAACCACACCUCAGAUGUCUAUAAAUACAAAGUGAAUGGAUUCACGGUGCUACAUCGGUCCCUCCAGCCGUACCCAGUUGGUAUGAAUGAGUCCACCCUGAUUAUCAUACCAAAGGCUGUUCCCAUGGAAACCAUCCAAUGUCAAGGUCACUGGGCAGAUUUCAACCUCACAUGGAGUCCAGCCACCGUCACUUAUGGCAAGAUCUUCUACGAAGUGUCCAUUGAAGUACCACAAACUUCCAACAAGAAAAUGCUGUUUCAGAAAAUGGAAGAUACCUGGUACAAGAUGCCAAACUUGCCCCCAUACAGCAAGAUCAUUGUAUCUCUACGAGCCUAUACUUACUGGGGUAAUGGACCGGUCACCACGGUAACCAUCUACUCACCAAUGUCAGUGCCUGGUAAGCCACUACAACCACGCGUGUAUGUAAACCCUUACAAGGAUGCUCUCACUUCCCAUCAUGCACUGGCUGCUGACUUCCGCUGGAUGAAACCGAACAUCACCAAUGGUCCAAUCAGCCAUUACAACAUCUCUCAUUGGUCAAUGAGUGUUGAGAAUGGUAAAGUGUUCGUGGUGACCAGCCCAGCCACUGCUCGACAUUUUAUCCUUGACAACCUACUCCCUAAUGCCUCCUACUCCUUCCAGGUGUGUGCGUGUACAUUGAUAGGUUGUGGUGAGAAGUCUGAUGUCAUUGUCGCACAGCAGGAUGUUGUGCGGCCUGUCCCGAAACUCCUGCUGGCCACAGCUACAUCAAUUAAAAUGGCAGAGAUAGACAGUUCGGUUAAUCUCUCUGUUGCCAUUGACACCAGUGUGGCGUCUCGCGCUGUUACAUACCAGGCCCAGGAUGACCGGAAGUUCUGGAUCACGGAGGAUGGAAUGUUGAUGGAAUCUGUGAAUACUGACCAACACCCUUUGAUGAAGCUAAAUAAUUCUGGAGUGGACUUGUCACUUGACUGGAUCAGUCGGACUCUGUAUAUCGUGGAGGUGGACAGUACUCGAGGAACCAGCUCCCUAAGGGCCUACAAGCUUGACCAGGGCCAGUACCUUGGCCUACAGGACCGGCCCCAAACCAUUGGGGCCAUUGUCGCUGACCCCUACACCAGCAAUGUAAUCUGGACAGAGGAAGGAUUGAAUAAAAAUCAGUAUACUGUUUACAAGAUGAACUCCAAUCUUGAUACUGUAUCAGUGUUCAGCACAAUUCGGAGGCGGUUGCGUCGAGAAGUUACCUCCCUUCCAUGUACAUGCCCCAUGACAGUGACAACAAGCAGCUCUCUGGCUGUGGACCAUUCCAGUAACAACAAGAUGGAGAUGAUACUGUACUACCUGAGUGCUAAGGCUCUUAUAGCAGCUGACAUAGAUGGCUGUCACUGUAGGACCAUCCUUCCGGGCAGUAGUGUUUCAGACUCACCCCCUGAUCUGCUCUCGGUUGACCACCUCUAUAUCUACUGGUACAACAAGGCAACUGGUCAGUUGUAUGCUAUAGACAAGGCAAACAAUGCUGUAACUCUUCACUCUGUUCCUGGAGUAAAUGACCUCCUGGCCUAUGGGUCUCAACUUCAGCCACUGCCAGGUCUGGGAUGUCUGGAUCCGGGUCCAUAUAAUGGUAGUAUUGUAAUGGUACACCACACCAAUUCCUCCCUCUCGCUCCUCCUAGAGGAGGUAGACUGGCCAGCAGAGUGUGACACAAUCUCUCACCCAAAUACCAGGUACACUGUCUUCUUCAGACAGGGUUCCCAUGGAGAUCGGUGUGGAGUGGACGGCCAUGACUGUCAAUCACAGACAUCAUACAAUCGUCAGAUGACAAUAUCCACCCUGGAGCCGUAUAUGGAGUACGUGGUUCAUGGAGCUGUGAGUAACUACUACACGGAAAACCUGGAUAAGGUUUUGAGUGAGCCCCAUGUGUUUCGUACCAAGGUCGGAGUGCCUUCUCCAGCAACAUCUGUGAUCCUUAAAGUGUUGAGCUUCGACAAGAUGAGUGUAAAAUGGUCACCCCCACUUCACACCAAUGGUCCCCUAGAGGAGAUCACAUACAAGGUCAAAUGGACAGUGGUCACCAAGGGUCAGACUCAGGAAAUGGAGAUGACCCCUGAGAUAGAACUACCCACCAGUAUAACUCGAGUCCCUAUUCACAUUGUCACCCUUACUGACCUGCUUCCUAACCACCAGUAUAAGGUCAAGAUCCUGGCUUCCAACAAAGAGAAGUUGUUAUACAGUGAGACGGCUGAGGUGAAGGCCAAGACCUACGAGGGCAUGAGAGACAUCAAACUGCUGGACAAGUCAGAAGAUACUUUAAAUGUUUCAUGGGACAUCCCUCAGGACAAGAGCGUGUAUGCUGUCACCUUCAUGUACUACCCGAUAGAAGAGGUUGAGGGGUCAUUGAUAAAGAUGAGCCAGACCCAGUUUCCCCAAAAGUCCAAAAUCUACAGCCAGUGUAGAUAUCUGAUUAGUCACCUCCAGCCCUACACCCAAUACAGCGUCAAACUUAGGCUGGUUCUGACUGGUCUACUGCGUGUCGACUGGCCUGACGAUGACCGCUUUGUUUUUAGAACUAAAGCAUCAACUCCCCUAGAGCCCUUCCCACCAGAGGUACAGAAGCUUAAGUCCCAGGUGUAUGUAGUAGUGUGGACGGAGCCGCAGGUCAAUGGAGAGAGUAUAUCGCACUAUAGCCUCCAGUACAGACAGACGGACAGCGACACCUGGGAACAGGCCUACAACGGCACAGAGCUGCGCUGGGUCGUCGACAAGGAGGUCACACCGCCUGGCCAUGACUAUGUAUUUAGGGUCAAGGCCACAAAUGAAAUCGGUUGGGGACCUCCCAGUAACUCCAGUCUGACCUUCACAUUCAUAGAGGCCCUUGUGGCCACAGACAACUCCAUCAUUGUGUCUAUUGGCCUGCCUGUUGGACUCAUCCUCAUCAGUAUUGUCAUACUUGUAGCCUAUUGUUAUGUGAGAUGGAAGAGACAGGACCUCCAGAAGAAGCGGCCUCAGUUUGUGGCAGUAGCUCGAGGACCUGAUGUAGAAUUGGCGACAUUGAGGGAGCUGCCACACACAGCCUACCAACAGAGUAACACUUUGUAUGCUAUCAGUUUAAUUCCAACCGACAGUGAUAUUGCAUCCUUGCCCCACUUCCGACGGGAUCAGUUGAUGCUUACAAAGUUCCUUGGCAGUGGAGCAUUUGGAGAAGUCUUUGAGGGUCUGGCCAAAAACAUUCUCAGUGACACAUCUGGUGAAACAAAGGUGGCUGUCAAGACCUUGAGGAAGAGUGCAUCAGAUCAUGAAAAGGAGGAGUUCCUCAAAGAGGCGGUCCUCAUGAGCAACUUUAAGCAUGAACAUAUCCUGAGUCUGCUGGGUGUGUGUCUGGACAAUGACCCAGAAUUCAUCAUCUUGGAGCUGAUGGAGGGUGGUGACUUGCUCUCCUUCCUCCGUGCUUGUCGACCCUCAACAACCAAUGCUGCAUUCCUGUGUAUAACAGACCUGGUUAAGAUUUGUGUCCACGUGGCUCGGGGAUGUAAAUACCUGGAGGAGAUGCACUUUGUCCACAGGGACUUGGCAGCAAGGAAUUGUCUGGUUUCUAGUAAGACACCAGCAGACAUGGUGGUAAAGAUUGGAGACUUUGGCCUGGCCAGGGAUAUCUACAAGAAUGACUACUAUAGAAAGGAAGGCGAGGGACUACUUCCUGUACGAUGGAUGUCACCAGAGGCGCUGGUCGAUGGGGUGUUCACAACACAGUCAGAUAUAUGGGCAUUUGGCAUUCUCAUUUGGGAAGUAAUGACCUUCGGACGACAACCAUACCCUGCACGAACCAACAUUGAGGUCCUACAUUUUGUACGAUCAGGAGGCCAGCUAGAACAACCUGAAGGUUGUCCUGAGGAACUAUUCCAGAUGAUGAGAAAUUGUUGGGUGGAGGCCGAGGAUCGUCCCUCCUUCUCAGUCGUCCUCCAACAGCUUGAAGAAUUCCACGACAAGUGUGUGUCGCUGUUCGCUGACUACAUUGUCCCUAUCCGCUCCCGCACGAUCAACCCCGACGUGGGUGGCUCAACUUGUCAUCGUCAGCCAAGAGAGAGAAAAAUGAGACGGAGGACCUUAUCACAUGGACAUGACCCUGAUUACAAGGGUGACAAUGAAGUGCUGUAUAAAAAGAUUCAACAUGCUACGUCCUUUGAUAUGCCUGAGCCACGUGAUGAGAUGGAACUCACUUAUCGACAAAUUGCAAUGCAGAACAGUGCAUGUACAGACUAUCUCAUCCCACACACACAGGGCACACCAAAGUAUCUCCAGCUCAUCCGUGACCCGGUAGACCGACGCAAGUCCUCCCAGGGGUCAAGUCGACACAGUUCCUGUUCCAGUGAUAUUUACUCCCUAAACUCCAGUCUACAAGUGGCACUUCCUCCCCUCAAGCAGUACGAAUCUAUCCAUUCCAUAGACUCGGACCUGUGUCCAGAUGUCCCAUACUCCACAGUCAACACCAUUCCAGAGGGUUAUGAAUUUGUUCCUUAUCCUUCCCAUCUCACCAGAAAUAAAAUGGCCACCCCUGAUGGGUAUGCUAUAGUAAAUGGCCCACCACGGCGAGUGUCAUGUAGCAGCUCACAUGAUGGGUCAGGUGUUCACAAUAAUCCGUGUGUCUCAAACAGUUCAAUUCCUACAGGAUACAGUCCAACUGAUGCAAUAAGUUCUUCUAACAGUCAAUGUGUAACAAACAAUUCAGCUCCUUCAGAAUACAGUUCAUUUGUUGGGACCAGUUCUCCGAAUACUCGGUGUAUCCCUGACAGUUCACUUCCAGCAGGAUACACAACAGUCAAUAUUCCACCUAAGACUGGCUGCCCUGUGGGGACGAGCAGUAGUGCAGAGGUGAUCAUCAGCUACCCGCGGGCCACGGUAGAGCGGGGAUACAGUAGUGCUGAAGCACGUCUGUAUUACACAGGGACAGCCUCAGACUUAGCAAACAACCUCAAAAACAAGCCCAAGGCUAUAUACCCUCACAUUGCCCUCACAGACAGCAGGAAUUAUGUAGAUUGUAACAGAAACAAGGCCUCGUAUCUCAGCCAAGCUUCCAAUUCGGACUGUUCUCAUCUCACACAGAACAAACUGCAGGCAUACUGGGCCAGUAAUGGUCGCAUCCCAGGGGGUCAGGAUUCCAAGGCCCCUGGGGGACGGUCUCGUGGACAGGUCUACCCUCUCAGUGAGGCCCUGGUGUCGGGCUACUCGGAUGUACAGGCGAGUCUGGUAUGACCAGGGAUUUCUCACACUAUAUAUACUCUCUCAUACAGAAAUGUCACCUGUGUGGAAAAAUCUAUGUGUGGAUACAAGAGACAUCUUAAAAGAUUAUUUUGGCCAUUGGAGAUGGCUCAAUUAAACAUGGACAUUAAGGAUAUCUCAAGACAUUUGUAUAAGAUGUAAGCAUUUAAUGUCCAAACUACUGGGCAGAUAUAUUAGGAUAUCGCUGUAUGUAUCACCCUUAUAGAGUGGACAAAUUGUUGAAGACUGACAAAAUAAUUGUUUGGAUCAUAAGGAUGGUCAAGGAUACUGUAAAUGUUUAUAUUUGACACACUCUGAUUUAUAAUUGAUAUUUAGCCAGUGUCAUAUUGAUGUACUGGAAAAAUAACAGGUCAGAAAAGUGAUGAAAAUUCACAUCAUGUAGUACAAUAUAGGAAACAUGUUAAAAUAAGUUUAUCACUAUAUAUAUACAACAGAUCGCUAUAAUCAACAGAUAGGUGAUCUUCAUAUCCAAGACACCUAGACACCUAACACUAUCCAAGACACCUAACACUAUCCAAGACACCUAACACUAUCCAAGACACCUAAUACUAUCCAAGACACCUAGACACCUAACACUAUCCAAGACACCUAGACACCUAACACAAUCCAAGACACCUAACACUGUUCAAGACAUUAACACUAGCCAAGACACAUAACACUAUCCAAGACACAUAACACUAUCCAAGACACCUAACACAAUCCAAGACACCUAACACCAUCCAAGACACAUAACACUAUCCAAGACACCUAACACUAUCCAAGACACCUAACACUAUCCAAGACACAUAACACUAUCCAAGACACAUAACACUAUCCAAGACACCUAACACUAUCCAAGACACCUAACACUAUCCAAGACACCUAACACUGUUCAAGACAUUAACACUAGCCAAGACACAUAACACUAUCCAAGACACCUAACACUAUCCAAGACACCUAACACUAUCCAAGACACCUAACACAAUCCAAGACACAUAACACUAUCCAAGACACCUAACACCAUCCAAGACACAUAACACUAUUCAAGACACAUAGCACUAUCCAAGACACCUAACACUAUCCAAGACACCUAACACCAUCCAAGACACAUAACACUAUCCAAGACACAUAACACUAUCCAAGACACAUAACACUAUCCAAGACACAUAACACCAUCCAAGACACAUAACACUAUCCAAGACACCUAACACAAUCCAAGACACAUAACACAAUCCAAGACACAUAACACUAUCCAAGACACAUAGCACUAUCCAAGACACAUAACACUAUCCAAGACACAUAGCACUAUCCAAGACACCUAACACCAUCCAAGACACAUAACACUAUCCAAGACACAUAGCACUAUCCAAGACACCUAACACUAUCCAAGACACAUAGCACUAUCCAAGACACCUAACACCAUCCAAGACACCUAACACUAUCCAAGACACAUAACACCAUCCAAGACACCUAACACAAUCCAAGACAUUAACACUAUCCAAGGCAUUAACACCAUCCAAGACACCUAACACUAUCCAAGACACAUAACACCAUCCAAGACACCUAACACCAUCCAAGACACCUAACACCAUCCAAGACACCUAACACUAUCCAAGACACCUAACACUAUCCAAGACAUUUAACACUAUCUAAGACAUACACUACAGCCUAUUUGGUAUCCAUAUUGAUUAACGAAAAAAUAUUGAAAUUCUAGAAUAUCUGCCAUGACUAUAAUUAGCUCAUCUGCUCCGAAGGACAAAGGUGAGUUUAUGCCAUACUGUGGCGUCCGUCGACAUUCUGAAUUACUGAUUGGAUUUUAACCUAUUUUACUGGAAGCACCUGUAAGUGGUGGGGAUUCAAAAACUACAAAGGGCUGACCCCCUCACCCACCCACCCCCCACCCCCCACCCCCCCUCCAGGGACUGGGGGAGGGGGGCCAAAAGGGAGCAAUAUUGCUAUAAACAACUUCUUGUCUGAAAUUAAGCAAGGAAUAUCAUCAUAUUUGACUGGUCCCUGGAUGGUGUUGAUUCAAAAUUGUACAUAUGUACAGUAUUAAAUGUUAGAUCCAAAACCAAGAAAAACAGUAUUUCUAAUUAUAGCCAGGUGAGCAAUUCAGGCCCUCUGGGCCUCUUGUUUUAUUUUACCUACACUUUUUGUUUGACCAUUAACUUGAGGCUGUAACAUGUAUAAAGUAGUGAAUGUUAGUCUUGUUUUAAUAAGCAUUAUCUGCUUUCUUUACAUUGCGAAAAAUGGUGUAUGUAAUAUUAACAUGUCAGUGAAAACAAUAUUAAGCAUUGUUUUAAAAAAGUAUUUUAUGUUGGAAGAAGUAGAACGAUUCCACAGUAUUGCCAAACAAUGCACAACUAGUGAAACCAAAGAUAAGUGGUGUAAUACAUGAUGUGUAAGUGUGAUAACUAUGUUCACACACUGUUUAUACGCUAUCUACAUAGCUAUAUAGCUUCCUCACUUACACCGGUCACUGAGGUCACUGAGGUCACUCAGUCCUUGGGUUAAUAGAAUUAUAGACAUGAUGUAGUGUUCUCAGAGACAACACUUUAAAUCCUUUGAUAUAUUGAUCCCCCAUCCUGUAUAUAGGAUCUUUUAAAGCAAUACAAAAUUCAGAAUGAAGCCAUUUUCAGAUACUGUAAUAUAGCUGGAGCCAUUUAUUACAGCUACCUUUCACUAAAAGUGUUGAUAUAUAUAUAUAUAUAUUUGUGAUUAUUGUACCUUGUUACGACUUUUGUCUUGUUGAUAGUGUUUAUGAUGUUGUUUAUCAAGUUUAACAGAGUCCCAUUUAUUGUUCUGCUCAGUAGAGUAUAGCUAUUGUUUGUGUCAGAGUUUAACUUCAUCUUUGUUUAUAAUGUCAUCCUGGUUUUGUAGUAACCUUGACCUCCAUUUUCUGUCCAAGCUUAACUUGCCCACUGUUUAUGUAUGAGGUGACCUUGACCUCUAUGCUUUACCAUGUUCUGUAGCCAUUCCAACUAACACAAGGCAUACCGCUGAAGGGAGCUAACUCUCAUGUGAUAUAAAUCACGUUUUUAGAUAAGCAGUUAUAAAAUGACAAUGUAAUGUUAUGAAAAAGGUGACAAUCAUUUUUUAUUUCCAAUAAAGUUGAACAAUGGUGCUUGAUCUGGAAUUGAGAAUGCCCAUCAUCAGGAUUCUCUGAUAAAGGACAUACUGCUGAGACGAGUUGGAAUGGCUGUAUAUUUUUGAUGAGUCAACAUUUGUAUAGAAGCCACAAUACACUAACUGGAUGGGUUCCAGUUGUGGACAAUUCCGCACUGUUAUGAAUUUAUCUACAGAUAAUACCCUGGGUACUGUUAUUUCUAAACUCAGCAAGAAUCAAAGAUUCCUCUUUUAAGAAUUGCCAUGUUUUGUCUACUGUUAACACAUGGGGCAAUCAUUUACAUAAAAUCCUCUUAGACCUCAAAACCAUCCCUAAAGAAUGCUUCAAAUUUCAAAUACAUUAUUGGGUCCUAAUACUGGUUAAUCAAGACAAAAGAGGUUCCUCACAUUCCCUUUUCUUACUUAAAGUACUGGGGUCUUCACUAUUUAUAGAGAGGAUUGCCUAUAUUUCUGAUGUAAAACAGACACCUGUAUGUCUGUAUCUGUACAUCUUAAUCUAACAAAUACGCUGAUGCCUAUUGGCAAGUGAUGUGUAGGGAAUGUGGGAACCAAGGAUGUGUAGGGAAGGUGGGAACCAAGGAUGUGUAGGGAAGGUGGGAACCAAGGAUGUGUAGGGAAGGUGGAAACCAAGGAUGUGUAGGGAAGGUGGGAACCAAGGAUGUGUAGGGAAGGUGGGAACCAAGGAUGUGUCGGGAAGGUGGGAACCAAGGAUGGGUAUGCAAGGUGGGAACCAAGGAUGUGUAGGGAAGGUGGGAACCAAGGAUGGGUAUGCAAGGUGGGAACCAAGUAUGUGUAGGGAAGGUGGAAACCAAGGAUGUGAAGGGAAGGUGAGAACCAAGGAUAUGUAGGGAAGGUGGGAACCAAGGAUAUGUAGGGAAUGUGGGAACCAAGGAUUUGUAGGGAAGGUGGGAACCAAGGAUGUGUAGGGAAGGUGGGAACCAAGGAUGUGUAUGCAAGGUGGGAACCAAGGAUGCGUAGGGAAGGUGGGAACCAAGGAUGUGUAUGCAAGGUGGGAACCAAGGAUGUGUAUGCAAGGUGGGAACCAAGGAUGUGUAGGGAAGGUGGGAACCAAGGAUGUGUAGGGAAGGUGGGAACUAAGGAUGUGUAGGGAAGUUGGGAACCAAGGAUGUGUAGGGAAGGUGGGAACCAAGGAUGUGUAGGGAAGGUGGGAACCAAGGAUGUGUAGGGAAGGUGGGAACCAAGGAUGUGUAGGGAAGGCGGGAACCAAGGAUGUGUAGGGAAGGCGGGAACCAAGGAUGUGUAGGGAAGGUGGGAACUAAGGAUGUGUAGGGAAUGUGGGAACCAAGGAUGUGUAGGGAAGGUGGGAACCAAGGAUGUGUAGGGAAGAUGGGAACCAAGGAUGUGUAGGGAAGGUGGGAACCAAGGAUGUGUAGGGAAGGUGGGAACCAAGGAUGUGUAGGGAAGGUGGGAACCAAGGAUGUGUAGGGAAGGUGGGAACCAAGGAUGGGUAUGCAAGGUGGGAACCAAGGAUGUGUAGGGAAGAUGGGAACCAAGGAUAUUAGGGGAAUGCAGGUCUGAAACACUGGAAGUAAACAUUGAUCCAGUUCUUUACAUCAGACAGAUGUUAAGAUAGCGUAAAUUUAAUGUUGGUUAAAUGCUUUUAAUUUUGUCUAAAUUUAAGAUAGCUUGUUUAAAAUACUGACUGCAAUAAGGGGUUGUACAUUGAAAUAUUUGUACAUUCACAAUUAAAAGGUUUGUUAUAAACAAGCCUGAUAUUUUAAUUUCGUGGUAUGUAAAUACAUCUUAAGAUGAAAACGUUGCUUGAUAUCUGCCAUAAACAAGGCAAUUCAGGUGAAAUGGUCGAAAUGUCAAUUUGGAAUAAGCAAUAAAACAUUUUCUCUUUGUGAGAUUCAAGCCUUAAGAUUCUCCGAUGACCCUUGAUUUGCCCAUGUGUCUAUGUAUAUGCUAUGAGCAGGGUCCAAACCAGGAAUUUUUGUGUACAUUUGUUUAUUUUGACCAAAUUGUUUAUGGCUGUCAGUUUUUUUUCCCGACAAACUCUCAUUAUCUUCCAGUACUCACUAUAAACACUUAAUAUGGACUAGUUUCGGGAUGGUUUUUUUAUUUACAGAUUUUGAAAAUGAUAAAAUUGUCAUAUAUAAAGAAAUAUCACAGCAGAUAAUUUUAAACUUGUACAUUUUGUUUUGACAGGUUUUGAAAUAAAAUUAUUUUUCUAUCAUUGCAGUACUUUGUACAAGCACUAGAAGUUCAUACAACCCGGUAUUUUGUAUACUAAAGAAGAUUGUAUUAAUAUCAAACCUUUCUUAGAUUUCUCGUGUACUAUAUUGCUAUGAGUACAGCAUUCCCCAUGUACUGGUUUACAGGCACCAGAUUUUGUUGUCAGUGUUAUCAUGUUAACCAUUUUUUUAAUCAUCAGUCUUUAUUGAUUACAGAUUAUUUUAUGAUUAAAUAAAGGAUAUGUUAAAUUUU